Messenger RNA from Danaus chrysippus (African queen), 657 nucleotides. Lineage: Eukaryota; Metazoa; Arthropoda; Insecta; Lepidoptera; Nymphalidae. The record is from the annotation of a GenBank genome assembly.
AUGUACCCAUAUGGGGUAAAAGUACCGAAAAAAACUUGCUAUAUCUGUGGAAAGGCAGUUGGAACUGCUAAGCAUCUGCUGGUGGGAUGUAAGGUACUCCUGGACAGCGGUCAAUACUCGCGUCGUCACGAUAGGGUUUUAGAAAUCAUACGUUUUGUGAGAGAAGGCACUAGGGCUACAAAAUCAAACGUCAAGCCUUACUCCAUCCUUAAAGCGGCGUCGGAUUGGACUAUAAUGAUGGACACGUAUGAAAAACAAUAUAAAAUCCCCGAGGAUAUUUGCGCGUCGGCCUCCAGACCGGAUAUAUUUUUGUUUUCGCGAAUUUUAAAGCGCGUAGUGAUGAUAGAGCUUACGGUCCCUUGGGAAACCAACAUCCCCAAAGACCAUACCAUCAAGGUCAACAAAUAUUACGAGCUCACAAACGAACUCACUCGAAAUAGGUUCGUAGUAGAUUUGUACGCGGUAGAGGUGGGAGCGAGAGGUAUAACAGCGAAAUCUCUCUACAACCUACUAAAGGACUUGGGCUUGUCCAGAACUCACAUUAAUGCAUUCUUGGAACGUAUAUCGAAGGCAGCCCUAGUAGGUUCUUUUCAAAUUUGGUUAGGUAGAGAGAGGAGCUUGGACAGUGGAGGUGAGCGUAUAACGCGCGUUAGUUAA